Messenger RNA from Dama dama (fallow deer), 2324 nucleotides. It is a transcript of the gene C21H8orf88, whose product is annotated as chromosome 21 C8orf88 homolog. The coding region runs from base 158 to 562 and encodes 134 amino acids. The record is from RefSeq and is a predicted model, not a curated record. Gene Ontology annotation, molecular function: eukaryotic initiation factor 4E binding. The transcript is spliced from 7 exons. Gene Ontology annotation, cellular component: cytoplasm. Gene Ontology annotation, biological process: negative regulation of translational initiation. Lineage: Eukaryota; Metazoa; Chordata; Mammalia; Artiodactyla; Cervidae.
CCGCUGCUGCCAAUCGGGGCCUCGAGCGAGACGCCGGAGCCGUUCCCGGACGGGCACCCCCGGCGCUCCGCGGUCGUGUCUGGACUGAGCGCCGCGACGCGGCUGCCGGCCCCGAAAUCCUCCAGGAUCUUCAGGCGUAUGGAACCUCAAGAUCUUUAUGAUAAUGGAAACCAAAAAGUUGAUUGGUAAACCACUUCAACCAGCAAGACCUGUUCGUCAUCUGAGUUCUCCCCCUGAUUCCAUUUUUCACGGAUUCUUUCCCUCGAAGGCUGUUUUAGCAGUAGGAGCAGGAUUCCCUUUCAACUUUCAGAAUGAAUAUCCAUGCAACACCCAGUACUUACAAAGUGGAGUUAGCAGAUGUAAGACGAACGGAAUGCAAGCCUUUUCUCAAGGUCUUAAUGAACAACAACAUCAUUCUCCAGUUAAAAAAGAGAGAAUCAAAUACAGCAGAGAUUUCCUGUUGAAGCUCUCAAGUGUUUCCAUCUGCAGAAAAAAACCAGACUUUCUGCCUGAUCAUCCUAUUAUCCUUCAGAAACCAGAAAACAACCAAAGCUUUAAGUAGCAUUUUAAGAACAUAUGUAUUUGAAGAUAAAGAAUUAUUCAUUUUCUAUUUUGGACACCUGCAAAUGAAGUGGAUCUAGUAACAAUAACUGUAAUGGACUGUGCCAAUUCAAUUUAUUUUUAAUUUUGAUGGUUGGGUAUUUGGUUUCUCCUAAAAUGAGAAAGAGAUUUUAAACCUUAAAAAUUUUCUAAUCAGUUUCAGCUUUGUAGGCAGUUUUCUGCAUAAAUUGGGAAGUAACACUGGAAAGUAAGAAUUUGGUGAGUGAAAUGGGAAGACUGUGUAUUUAUAAUUUGAAUGCUACUUGCAAUUUUUUGUUUUUCACCACUUGUAAUAAUGGAAUGGAAAUGUAAGCUGUAAAGAUUCACAAAUAUAAAGUAUUUGCUAUGAUGUAUAUAUGAUACAUAAUUUCUUGUUGCUUUAAAGUUGCUUUUGUUCUGUUUCCCACUGAUUUCAUACUAGCACUUAAAAGGAUCUUUACAAUCUCCCUAGAGGAUUAGAAUAAUUCAGGAUGUUCAAUGAACGGUUCUUAAUGACAGGAGGUAGAAUAUUUUAAGAGGUAUUUCUUUUCAAAUAUAUGAUUGAUCUCUAGGUUUGUGAUAAUAACAACAUUGUCUAAGAUUCUUUUAUUUCCAAAAGAGGAAUAAUUGAGGCAUUUGCAAAUAAUUGAGGUGCAUUAAAUUUCAAUUCUGUAAUUUCUUAUAGCAAGAACAUGUAUGGAUAAAGAAUCUGGGGGUUUAAACUUAAAGCUCCUAGAAAUUUUAUACAAUAAAUCUGCAAUUUUUCAUUCUGGAUAUUACUCUUCUUAAAAAAAAAAAAGUUCCAGCGCAAUGUCACAGAUACUGAAAAUUGCUGAUAUAAAGGUAAGUGUAAACUCUCCCUGGUUUGAAUCUCUCAGAUCCCUGGGUCCAUUGGCAAGGAAUCCAAGGACAUCAUUUGUCAGAAAGUUUAUCUUAAACUGCAUGCUGAACUCCUAAAACCAUGACCUUUUUCUUCUCAUGUCUUUGGGCUUGUUACCCGGAUUCAAACUUUAGUCCAAGGUUUCCCAUCUUGGUCUUUAUUAUACUACUUUUCACUGUUUUGUUCCCCAGAAAAAGAUUGCUCUUUAAAUAGGAAAAAGAGCCUUUACUAGCCAUAAAUUUAUUGGUUUACUUAAAAAUGAGUUUAAACCCACGGUCCAAUUUUUUUCACUUGUUUUUGCCCUAUUAUUUCUGUUUAUAUCAUAGGUUCUAGUAUUUAUAUGUGUAUGAUAAACACACACUGUCACAUACAUACACCAAAAUACAUGUAAUUUAUAGAAGAGCUAGGGUCAUCUCAAUUAAAAUGGUAAUAAAAAAGAUUUACCAUAUAAUUAACUUGGUUUGUUUUAUUAUUUACCUAUUCUUAGAGGCUAUUGACUCUGCUUAAAAAACGUGAUAGAACCUAUUCCAAUUUGGAAUCUAUAAAGUACCCUUUACUUAGCACUGUUACUGAGGGCAGAACCCUUUUAAAGUCAUACUACCAUUCCACUUAGAAACUGCCUAGUAUCCAAAGGAUUUGAUGGAUUUUCUGAAUCUACUGAAAUGGACCGGCCAGAAGAAUAUAUUGAUUGACUAUAAUUUGUAUUUUUGUAAUCAUUUAUAACCAACAUUUUCAAGAAGAGUUUGUAUAUCAAAAGUCCCCAAGGUUUCAAACUCUUUUGAUCCUUUCUUACUGUAUAUAAUCAGAGUGAGACUGCAGAGACUGUUUUAUUAUCUCUUUGCCUUUGUACAUACGUAUAGUGUAU